This is a messenger RNA of Leptosia nina, 663 nucleotides long. The record is from the annotation of a GenBank genome assembly. NCBI's taxonomy places the organism in Eukaryota, Metazoa, Arthropoda, Insecta, Lepidoptera, Pieridae.
AUGGCCACUAACGGAGAGAGGAGAAGCGUGAUGGCUGGUCGACAAGGCAUGAUCAGUCAAGUGAGGAAUGCUAUAAAGAUUUUAAAUUUAUGGAGUUACAUUGGUAUCACUCUGGACUUCAGGUGGAUCGAACCAGCCACAACAGCAGAACAGGACCAGCGCGCAGCGGAAACUAUAAGACAGUUUACCUUCGGCUGGUUCGCGCACCCGAUCUUCUCGAAAAGCGGCGACUACCCGCGUAUCAUGCGCUCGCGCAUCGAUGCCAUUUCGAAACUGCAACAUUUCCCGCGUUCACGAUUACCAUCAUUCACGAAAGAUGAGGUAGAAAUGAUCAAAGGAUCAGCUGACUUUCUGGGUCUCAACCACUAUACAACCUCUUUAGCAUCCUUCAAGGAGAGCAAAGUAACCCCACAGCCGUCUUUUAGUGAAGACAUGGGCGGUGUUCUAAAGCAGAAAUCAGACUGGCCUAAAUCUAAUUCUACCUGGUUACGAGUUGUACCAUGGGGUUUUCGAAAAGCCCUAAACUGGGUGAAAGACGCGUAUAACAAUCCCUUAGUGAUCGUUACGGAAAACGGGAUUUCUUUAGAAGCGUUGAAGACGCUUGAAUUACAUCGAUGGCUACCUCAAAGCCUUGCAAGUAGCAAUAGUGAAGGACAAAUGUAA